This is a messenger RNA of Hemibagrus wyckioides, 2886 nucleotides long. RefSeq names its product protein phosphatase, Mg2+/Mn2+ dependent, 1Aa (gene ppm1aa). The record is from RefSeq and is a predicted model, not a curated record. Gene Ontology annotation, biological process: positive regulation of canonical NF-kappaB signal transduction; positive regulation of canonical Wnt signaling pathway; protein dephosphorylation. The transcript has 8 exons. Gene Ontology annotation, molecular function: magnesium ion binding; protein serine/threonine phosphatase activity; manganese ion binding. Bases 343 to 1491 code for a protein of 382 amino acids. Lineage: Eukaryota; Metazoa; Chordata; Actinopteri; Siluriformes; Bagridae. Gene Ontology annotation, cellular component: cytosol; nucleus.
UUGGUUGUACAUCCGGGUCCUGGCGCUGGCCGUCGUUGGGGUUGUUUACGCGCUGGAGGCCGGGGGCAGCGCAGCAGUACAUUUUAGUCAAAAAUAACCUUUUACAGCGGUUUAGAUUUUCAUUCCGGUGUGUGAAUAAAGUUAAACGAUGCAUAACUGGAUGAUAAACGGCGGGGAGUUCCGCUCUGUCACUGACUGAACACUUUAACUCAACACUUCUUUCUCUCCUGUCCGACACCGAGCCUCAGCUCCGCUCUCCGUUCUGCUGUCUCUCCACAUUUCUGUCAUUUAUUCACUGAUUUUUUCCGCCACUUUGGAUUUUUGCUCUGUGAAGUGUGAGAGAUGGGCGCGUUCCUGGACAAGCCGAAGAUGGAGAAGCAGAACGUUCACGGUGAGGGGAAUGGGCUGCGCUACGGCGUGAGCAGCAUGCAGGGCUGGCGUGUGGAGAUGGAGGACGCUCACACGGCGGUCAUCGGCCUCCCGCACGGCCUCGAGCCCUGGUCCUUCUUCGCAGUGUACGACGGCCAUGCCGGCUCUCAGGUCGCCCGCUACUGCUGUGAACACCUACUCGAGCACAUCACCAGCAACCCCGACUUCCAGGGAGGAGGUGGAGAGGAGGAGGAGCCGAGCGUGGAGCACGUCAUGUCAGGGAUCAGGACCGGCUUCCUGCAGUUCGACGAGCACAUGCGGGAGAUGUCUGAACGGAACCGGAGCGGCUCGACGGCGGUGGGAGCCAUGAUCUCGCCGCGCCGCAUCUUCUUAAUCAACUGCGGCGACUCUCGGGGUCUGCUGAGCCGCGCCGGUGCCGUACACUUCUCCACACAGGACCACAAACCCAGCAACCCACUGGAGAAACAGCGCAUCCAGAACGCAGGAGGGUCCGUCAUGAUCCAGCGUGUGAACGGUUCUCUCGCCGUGUCCAGAGCUCUGGGAGAUUUUGACUACAAGUGUGUGAGCGGGAAAGGACCCACGGAGCAGCUGGUAUCCCCUGAGCCCGAGGUUUACGCCAUCGAGCGCUCCGAAGCCGAGGACGAGUUUAUCGUUCUGGCCUGUGACGGCAUCUGGGACGUGAUGACCAACGAGGAGCUGUGUGACUUCGUACGCUCGAGACUGCAGGUCACCGACGACCUGGAGAGGGUGUGUAACGAGAUCGUCGACACCUGUCUGUAUAAGGGAAGCAGAGACAACAUGAGCGUGGUGUUGGUGUGUUUCAGCGGCGCACCGAAGGUUUCACCAGAAGCCGUGAAGAGAGAAGCGGAACUCGACAAAUACCUGGAGAACCGAGUAGAAGAGAUCCUGAAGAAGCAGAAUGAUGACGGAGUUCCAGACCUGGUGCAUGUGAUGCGAACGCUGGCGUCAGAAAGCAUCCCAAACUUACCGCCUGGAGGAGAGCUGGCCAGCAAGCGAAGCGUUAUUGAAGCAGUAUAUAACAAACUCAACCCCUACAGGAACGAGGACACAGACUCUGCGUCCGCUGAUGACGUGUGGUAGCGUUUUACAAAACACAUACCUUCCCCACGCCGCUCCAGACACACACACACACACACACACACAGUGGAACCGACGGGACGCCAGCCGAAGAGGUGGAACGAGGGAAUCAUCCCUUUACACUCACAACGGGACGUUUUAUUCCUUUUUUUUUUGUUUUGAUUUCCUGAUUAUUAUUUUUAUUUUUGUUUGUUUUUGGGGCUGUAAUUAAUUUGAUUCACAUCAUCAUGUGUGUUUGUAUAUUUGUUUUUGAAGUGCAAUUGUUUAAAAAAAAAAAAAGAAAAGUCUGUAUCAAAUGCAGCUUGUUAUUAAAUGUACAAAAACUAAACCUUAUAAAAAUAUGAAAAAAAAGAAGAAAAAAGAGGAAACCUUUAUGCACUAUCUGCCUUGUCAUAUAGGAAAUGUCGACUCUUCAGCUUGAUUUCCUACGUUUCCAUCAGGCGUGUGCUGGCGGGGCCGUGUACAUCACGAUAUCUGGGGAAACCUGGCGAGACGUUUAUAUUUAACUCCUCGUGUAAAGGGAAUUAUGGGACAAAGCAGAACCGGCAUGCAGCAGGACCCUGAGGAGCCCGAGAGCCCUCUGACUGGUUGUAGUUCUAGUGGGUGGGGCAUUCCUGGUUGCCAUGCUUUCUGCGUUAGUGUACCAACAACGCAGCUCCAGAGCGCACACAAAACCCACAGCGUCCACCACAAAACCCACAGCGUCCACCACAAAACCCACAGCGUCCACCACAAAACCCACAGCGUCCACCACAAAACCCACAGCGUCCACCACAAAACCCACAGCGUCCACCACAAACCCACAGUGUCCAUCACAAACCCACAGCGUCCAUCACAAACCCACAGCGUCCACCACAAAACCCACAGCGUCCACCACAAACCCACAGCGUCCACCACAAACCCACAGCGUCCAUCACAAACCCACAGCGUCCAUCACAAACCCACAGCGUCCACCACAAAACCCACAGCGUCCACCACAAACCCACAGCGUCCACCACAAACCCACAGCGUCCACCACAAACCCACAGCGUCCACCACAAACCCACAGCGUCCACCACAAACCCACAGCGUCCACCACAAACCCACAGCGUCCAUCACAAACCCACAGCGUCCAUCACAAACCCACAGCGUCCACCACAAACCCACAGCGUCCACCACAAACCCACAGCGCCCACCACAAACCCACAGCGCCCACCACAAACCCACAGCGUCCACCACAAACGCACAGCGUCCACCACAAACCCACAGCGUCCACCACAAACCCACAGCGUCCACCACAAACCCACAGCGUCCACCACAAACCCACAGCGUCCACCACAAACCCACAGCGUCCACUACAAACCCACAACGUCCACCACAAUCCCACAGCGUCCACCACAAUCCCACAGCACAGCAGCA